AUGGGACGGCAUUCUGAUCUGGUGGGCUGGUGGAGCCAGUGCCCGGCACUUGGGCAGACGAUCGGCGGAGUGGCCCGGGGUUGGCCGGUUCGGUAUGCGACGCGGCUGCGGCCGCUCGUGGCGCAGAGGAGAGGACGCGGGUCGCGGCGAGGGAAGUCCGAUGGCCCCCGGGCGGGCCGGGCGGUGCGCAGGACGGUCCCCAGCAUGCUGGCAUCCCGCGUCCUGAGGGCACGGCUGUCGACGAUGCUGCGCGGGAGCGCGGUCGAGAUCGAACUGGGGGGCCGCGCGGCGUGGGGUGCGCGUUUCAGAGCUUUCCGGACCUCGGAGCUUUUGAGAUGGAGGGGGAUGGGGGCAGGCCUGCCCAAUUGGGCACAGCAGUGUGCCGUGAUCGGAUCAGGGAGAUGGGGCGAUCACUGGAUAGAAUCCCCAUUGAGAAGAAAAUACGCAUGGACACCCCCGCGGAAGAUUUUUGCGGCUGCCAGCCGCUCCCAGAAUUACCGCCUCAGCCCAGAAGACGUCAGCUUCUGGAACAAGAUCCUGUCGAAGGUCACCCUCCCCAAUGCAAGCCAGCUUGUGGAUCAACUGGACAUGACUGCAAGCCCCACUGGGGUGGUCCUGGCUGGCCGCCGUCGCCGGCCCUCCUGCUAUGACUUCUUCUGCAAAGUCAAGGCACAGUACCCACGCCAUGUAGUGCUUUGCCGCAUCGGCGAGUUCUACGAAAGCCUUGGCGUGGACGCUGUGCUCCUGGUGGAGCAUGCAGGUCUGAACCCGAUGUCGCCGGCCUUGGGCGUCCCCAAGGCUGGAUGUCCCGUGGUGAACAUCAGGAAGACAUUGGAGUCGCUGGUCCAGCAGGCGGGCUUCUCUGCAGUCGUGUGUGAAGAGGCUCCUGCCGCCUCUCAGUAUGGGCGGACCACUGGCAAGAAAGACAGGUAUGUGAGCGGGGUGGUGACGCCUUCGAUGCCCAUGUAUUUGCAUGGCUUGAUCGACUCGGUGGCAGAUGAGCUGUUCAACCAGGCUGCCCCAGUGCUGGGGGUGGCCCUUACUUCCCUGGGCUUCACUGUUAUGGACGUGACAGUGGACUCCAGGAUGGUGAAGGUCUCAGAUGGGCUCACAGAGGAGGCUAUGUGGUCCCGGAUAUAUGCGCAGGGCGUUGCACCCCCGCUGUAUGUCCACUCAUCGAUCUCAGCAGUGCAGACACGCAGGGCCAGGCAGGGCACUGACCUAUCUGAGUGGGAAUACAGACUGAGGCAGAUCGCCCCUUCACAGGUGGGCCACAUCGAGAUAUACACCUCCCCCAGUCCACUGGACGGGCUACUCAUGAUGGUGCGAAGGAGCCAGGGCCUGCCCCCUGACGUGGCUUUCCAGGUGGUGUCAGAGCAGGACCGCUCCAGGCCCAUGCCCCUGUACCUGUCCACCUCCAGCCAGCUGGGCAUCACCCAGACCCGGGGCUUCCCAAGCCUGCUGGACUUUGUGCUGCCGGCGGAAGCCACUGGCCUUGUCAGAGGCUGGAUGAACAAGCUGCUGCUGAUGCCCCCCACAGAUGAAACGGCACAGCAGAUUCAUGCUGCGUGUGAGCUGCUGGCUAACUUGCGAUGCCCCAUCCCCAGCUAUGGGGCGUCGAUGCCCAGCAGCAAGGUGGUGCAGCUGAUAAGUGCUGCUCAGGGCAACGUGGGGUUCUUCAGGAAUUUGCGCGACUUGGUGAAUGGUGUGCAUGAGACGAUCCUAGCACCUGAGCUCGUUCCACUUGCAAAGGCUGUCACAGCUGUCACGGAGGCAGACACCCGGCUGGCCCUCUCUUUAGAAAGUCUAGAAGACGCGUGUGUGACGGCCAUAAAAGCCAUCAGUGGUGUGGUCGCCCCAGCAUCGUCUGAAGGGGAUGUGGAGGUGGAGGCGGCUUCAGGUGACAUGGCGGUCGUCAGUGCAUUUUUUGCGUUCAAUGAAGGCAAGUUCCAAGGACGGGUGUUGGACCGAUGUCUGAAGACUGAGCUGGAGGCUGUGAGGGAGGCCCAGGCAGAUGUGGAGGGGGCCGUUGAGGAGAUCUUUCUUCCUCUGAGGGACCACAGCAGGGACACAGGAAACAGGCGACGGGACCCAAUCGUGGCAUUCGACAGGGAUGACAACUCUGUUUUCUUGAAGAUCGCAUCUCCUGUGCUGAGAAAAAGCGAGUUCGUGAAGAACAUGGCACUGCUGCACCCUUUUGAUAGGAAGUCUGUCGUGUGCCAGAAUCGGUACUCAUCUGAACGACUGGAGCUGGCAUUGAGCUCUUACAGGGAGGCCUGCAGUGCAGCAGAAGUGGCAGUUCGAAAGGGCCUCAUCUCGCUGGCAGAGUCCCUGAGGCCCAUCCUUUCUCGGUUGAUUGGUGCUGCACAGUUCGUGACGAUCAUGACAGCCCUCCAGGGGCAUGUGCGAGAGGCCUGCCGGCGCAACUGGGCGCUGCCUGACAUCUCUGUGAGGAGAGUGGCAGAGCCAGGGCCCAUGGUGGUUGAGGAGAUGUGGCCAUAUUGGCUCGAUGGCUUGAGCAUGCGGACGGUCAGGAACACAUUCGAGCUGUCAGGCAUGGUCAUGCUGACAGGGCCCAACAUGGCAGGCAAAUCCACAGUGCUUCGCUCCGUCUGUGCUGUGGCAUUGCUCGGCUCCUGUGGGCUGUUCAUCCCUGCUACCUUUGCCAAGAUUCCCUACAUAGACGCCUUUGUCCUGCGGACUUUUGCCUCAGACAGCCCCAUCGAUGGCCGCAGUGGCUUCGCCACCGAGAUGUGGGAGAUGGGCUAUGUGCUUGACGAUGUUUCCACCAAGUCCCUAGUGCUGGUGGACGAGCUUGGGAAGGGCACAGAGGUGCAUGCAGGGACUGCAGUUGCGGGUGCCAUUUUUGAGUCGAUCCGCGACAAAGGCUGCAUGGGCAUCUUUGCCACCCACCUGCACUUUUUGUUCCGCCUCCCGCUGGUGGAAACCAACAUCAGAUAUAUGAAGAUGGAGACUGUUAAAGCAGAAGAGAAUGAGCAUGGCCCCGGCAAUGGGUUUGAGAGGAGAGAGCCCACAUGGAAGAUUGUCCCAGGAAAGAGCACUGAGAGUCUGGCGCUGCAGGUGGCAGAGGAUUCUGGGCUGCCUGACAAAACCAUCCAGCGUGCAAGCCAACUUCUGGACAUCUUGUGCACAAAAUCCUUGACAGGAGUCCAGCAACCACGCACAACAGACAGAGGUGGACUGGAAGGGAUGGAGCAGACAAUGCUUGGUGCAUGCAGAAAUCAUGGUGACGGGGCUGCUAGCUGGCCACAGUCUGUCGAUCCUGGUGCCCCUCAGUUGCAGGAAGCUGACAUCACAGGGCGUUUGGUGAACAAGACUGAAGCCAAUGGUGGGGACAGCGUUUCCCAGCCAUCAGCUGGGGCUGAAACAUUGGAGAGGGGCAUUCAGAGUCUAAAUCGCUUUCGCUGCUCUCCAGCCGGGCAGCCAGCAGAUGGUGAGGGCGAGCGGAUGCAUGUGUGGGCGGGAAGACGGGUGUCCAACGUUGAAGAGGGCCUUGUCAUGGAAGUUUUCGAAGAUUGUGCAAGGAAGGCUUGGCAGGCCCUGGCCUCAACGUCCUCAGUCUCUCCACAAGACGGUGCUGCCAAUGGCACGAUGGAGAAGGCUGGAGGCAGUGCUGCUGAAUGUGACAGCACGCUGGUGUCCCCUUCCAUGGCAGGAUCGGAGGGUCAAGUGUUUAAAGAGGGGUGGGAGGAUGGGAACCACAGCUGGAUUCAGUCCUUCUAUGUCCCACCUGGUCACGACCCUCCUCCCCGCCUCACCAACAGAGCAUGCAUCUACGUGGUCCGCUGGGCGGACGAGUACCUGUACGUGGGCGAGACGGACGACCUGCAGAAGCGGCUUCGCCACCACCGCCGCAGGCGUGGCAGUGCCGUGGGCAAGGCUCUGGAGGCUUGGUACAUAUGUGUCCCCAGGGUGGAGGGCAGCAAGAGCAUGGCCAGAGCUAUCGAGAAAGAGACCAUCAGGGGCCUGGGGGAGAGGGGGUGGCCGUUGUGGUCGUCGAAAGAUGGAAGGAACGCCAAUUUUGGGGUGAAGGAGUGA
Messenger RNA from Ostreobium quekettii, 4059 nucleotides. NCBI's taxonomy places the organism in Eukaryota, Viridiplantae, Chlorophyta, Ulvophyceae, Bryopsidales, Ostreobiaceae. The record is from the annotation of a GenBank genome assembly.